ACCUCCUCUUUCGAUAAGAACACGCAGUAGUUUCUGUCCGCACUUACUUGAUUCCAUUUUUUCCCCAAAGUGCAGACAUGCCUCGCCAAUUUCCCAAGGUCACUUUAAGUGAGGCUGAAGAGAGUCAACUUUUGGUGGAAAAAGUGUACGCUUCGGCCCUAAAAGAAGAAGACCAGAAGGAUGUUUUGUCCAUGUUCACGGUGCCUGAGGACUGCCCCAUUGGCCUACAGCAAGCCAAAGAGCAUGAGCUGAUGAAGGAGUUGGCAGAACAGCGCUCUGAGGAGAGUACCAAAAGGCGCAAAAGUUUGAAGAUGAUUCGUUCCCAGUCCAUGUCCAUGCAGAUCUCCGGAAAUCCAGAUUGGGCAUGGCCGCGGCCUCCAACGCCAUACGUGUCUCCUAGCUCCAGCUCGUUGUGUUCUUCAGUGCCAGAAUACUGCCCUGAUUACCAAAGGGUCACAAUUAGCGGUGAUUACUGUGCAGGAAUCACAGUGGAAGACUACGAACAGGCAGCUAAAAGUCUUCUGAAAGCCUUACUGAUUCGUGAGAAGUACUCCAAAUUGGCCUAUCAUAGAUUCUGCAGAACCACAGCGCAGUUCCUACGCAGGGCUGAAAACGUCAGAUGGUGUGAAGACGAGGAAGUUCAACCGGAUAUGUGCCCGUGCCCAACAAAGGACGAGGAUCCAUACAGUAUGGAAAAUAUCCCAGAGAACUUGACUUGUGAAUUGAAAUUGAAGGACGGAAUCGUGCAUGUGUACGACAGUGCUGAAGAUCGACGAGAAAAUCGUCCGCAUGACCUUCCCUAUCCGGAUCUGGAGACUUUUGCUGUAGAUCUCGGUCAUGUACUGGCAAUGAUUGCAGACGGACCCACGAAAACCUACUGUCACAGGCGCUUGAAUUUCUUAAGCUCCAAAUUUCAUCUCCACGAAAUGCUUAACGAGAUGGCGGAACUCAAAGAACUGAAAAGUGUUCCUCACCGAGACUUUUACAACGUGAGAAAGGUGGACACACACAUUCACGCAGCAGCGUGCAUGUCUCAGAAGCAUCUGCUGACGUUCAUCCAGGAAACAUACAACAGUGAUUCGGACCGCGUGGUCAUGAAAAAUGCUGGGCGAGAAAUGACUCUUGAACAGGUGUUUCACAGCCUCAAUUUGGACCCCUAUGACCUCACUGUGGACUCCCUGGAUGUACAUGCUGGAAGGCACACAUUCCAUCGCUUUGAUAAAUUCAAUUCCAAGUAUAAUCCUGUCGGAGCCAGUGAACUCAGAGAAAUAUUUCUCAAAACAGACAACCUUCUCAAUGGCGAGUAUUUUGCUCGCAUAAUCAAGGAAGUAGCCCACGACUUGGAGGAAAGUAAAUAUCAGCAUGCCGAGCCUCGCUUGUCCAUCUACGGACGCUCUCCAGAUGAGUGGCACAGCCUGGCCAAGUGGUUUAUUCUGCACAAAGUACACUCUCCAAACAUGAGAUGGGUUAUUCAAGUGCCCAGAAUAUAUGAUAUUUUUAGGUCAAAGCAGCUGGUGCCUAAUUUUGCCAAGAUUCUUGAGAAUAUAUUCCUUCCCCUCUUUGAGGCAACCAUUCAUCCUCAAACUCAUAAAGAGCUUCACGUGUUCCUCAAAUAUGUGUCGGGCUUUGACAGCGUAGAUGACGAGUCCAAGCACAGUGAUCACAUGUUUUCGUUUCGGAGCCCAAAGCCUGAACAGUGGACCGGAGAUGAUAACCCUCCAUACAGCUACUACCUCUUCCAUAUGUAUGCAAACAUCAUGGUCCUCAACAACCUCAGAAAGGAACGUGGCCUCAGCACCUUCCAGUUUCGCCCACACUGUGGAGAAGCAGGAUCCAUCACUCAUCUGGUAUCUGCCUUCCUGACAGCAGACAACAUCUCACAUGGGCUCAAUUUGAAGAAGAGCCCUGUGCUUCAAUAUUUAUACUACUUGGCUCAAGUACCCAUUGCAAUGUCACCCUUGAGCAACAACAGCCUGUUCUUGGAAUACUCGAAAAACCCUUUGCGGGAGUUCCUGCACAAAGGCCUUUGUGUGUCCCUAUCUACAGACGACCCCAUGCAGUUUCACUACACCAAGGAGCCCCUGAUGGAGGAGUACGCAAUUGCAGCUCAACUGUGGAAGCUCAGCACGUGUGAUGUGUGUGAAAUAGCCAGAAACAGCGUGCUACAAUGCGGACUCUCUGACCAGGAUAAGAAGCACUUCUUGGGGGUCAAUUAUCUCAAAGAUGGACCUGAGGGAAAUGACAUCCGUCGCACCAACGUGGCGCAGAUCCGCAUGGCUUACCGGCAUGAAACUUUGUGCAAUGAACUCAGUUUCCUCGUGGAUGCGGUCAAGUCUGAAGCUAUGAAUUCUGUUAUGUGAAUACUACUGCUCUAUGAGUGACCUGCAGUCAGGGAUGUCAUUUGGAGGGACUAUACCUCUCGCACUACUGAAAUGUUCUCUCUCACACCCUCAUAUUCACUACUUGCUCAGACAAACAAAGCCUACCUAAAUUUUUAAACAUUGGCAGACUGGCUGCUUAAAAGCUCUCAUGCAUACUACAAAAAUACUUCCACAAGUAUAUAUUUUUUUGCCCACAUACAAUAUUAAAUCACUCUGACACUACUGAAACAUGUACAUUUCAGUGUUUUGUUUGGAGGUAUUGUGGUACUUUAUAUUGAGCGGUUAUAGGAUUUCUUUACUGUAUAUGAUAUUUGAGUAGGGUGUGUGUCGACUCUAGUCAUUCUACACAAACACUUUGGUCUACUGUAUACACAUCAUUUUAUUUAUGUAUUUAUACUGUAGCUGUUUGCAACCCUGAUAAAAGAAAUAUUCAUAUUCAUGUCUUAACUGACAAAGAAGAAUGUGUUGCAUGAUUCAUUUGGUCAUCAGAUUAAUGAGCUAUAAUGGCAAGGGCACCCACUCUAUCUUCAACAGUGUAUAAACCUUGGCACUUCAAUAUGUACUGUGUGAUGGGCGUAUAAGUGAGAGCUGUUUACACACGUUUGGACAAUUUCACUCAAAUGACUGAGUCCAGUUCUUUAAUAAAAAAUAAAAAGUCAUUUAUUUACAUGUACUGUAUUUCCACUGAACUAAAAAAUAAAAACAUGGAAAUAAAAUUAUUGCAAUUGUUAUGCCAUAGCGACAUACAACAUUACAAGGUACCGAAAAAUAUACAAGGUUCAAAAUCAGAUGUGAACGUAAGAUGAUGAAGAUGAGGUGAAAUCAGAUAAACUUGAAGCUAUCAUUUAAGUCUUGGUGUCAAUGGUGUCCAAUCUUUUGAAUCACAAUACAGUGAUCCCUUGCUACUUUGUGCUUCAAACUUUGCGCCCUCAGUCUA
Corythoichthys intestinalis (scribbled pipefish) is the source of this 3318-nucleotide messenger RNA. It is a transcript of the gene ampd3a, whose product is annotated as adenosine monophosphate deaminase 3a. Gene Ontology annotation, molecular function: AMP deaminase activity. Gene Ontology annotation, biological process: AMP metabolic process; IMP salvage. NCBI's taxonomy places the organism in Eukaryota, Metazoa, Chordata, Actinopteri, Syngnathiformes, Syngnathidae. The record is from RefSeq and is a predicted model, not a curated record. The coding region runs from base 78 to 2360 and encodes 760 amino acids. Gene Ontology annotation, cellular component: cytosol. The transcript is spliced from 14 exons.